Molecule: messenger RNA, 5737 nt
Organism: Malaclemys terrapin pileata
Lineage: Eukaryota; Metazoa; Chordata; Testudines; Emydidae
Gene: EMILIN3
Product: elastin microfibril interfacer 3
Exons: 4
Coding region: 160-2619 (819 amino acids)
Cellular component (GO): extracellular matrix
Molecular function (GO): protein binding
Source: RefSeq, a predicted model, not a curated record
ACCGUCUUUGCUGCUUCUCCAGCGCUGCCGGAUCCUUUGCAUCUCCCAAGCCAAGCAGCAGAGAUUCGCAUCCGAUCCUCAGUGACAAGAAGGAGGAAGGUUACAAGGCUAGCUGCAGAGCUCCCUCGCUCGCUUUCUCCUCGGAGGGGCAGAAAGAACAUGAGCAGGACAAGUGGAAACUCUCUCUUCUGGGUUUUCUCCUACCUCUGCCUGGGGACGUUGGUUUCUCUGACGGAUGCCAAAGGGACCUAUUACCACCACCCCGCCCCUGUCUCUUACAGUAACAGAUACAAUCUUUAUACCUCAGGAUCUAGCCCUCAGCUCAGCCCGGGGAAGCCCAUGGGGAAGCACAAGAGCUACUGUGCAUACGUGGUGCAGAGAAAUGUGACAUGCACCCUGCAGGAUGGGGUGGAGAGCUACGUGAAGGCAGAAUAUCACAAGUGCAGCUGGGGGCCCAAGUGCCCAGGGAAAGUCCUGUACCGCACCUUCUACAGACCCAAGUACAAGAUUGGCUACAAGACAGUGACUGAGCUGGCAUGGAGGUGCUGCCCAGGACUCAUGGGAGAAGGGUGCCAUGACAGCCCUACUGACCAACCAGGCCUGCUACCCCAGCGCCCCAGCCCUAAGAUUCCUCCUGGUCACAAGAUGUUUCCAGGUCCUAGAGUUCCUCCCCAUCCCCAAAUCCACCCUGAGCCGUUUCCAGGUCCAAAGAAGAACCACUAUGGCAGGAAGAUGCCUGGCAUCUUUGGGGACAGGCUGGACCAGCUGGAAGAGGAGGUAAGGCGCCUCUCGCAGUCCUAUGACAGCCUGCACAAUGUGGUGAGCGGCCUGGGGGAUCACCUGCGUCUGGCCAUCCAGGAGGAUACCAACAAGAUGAUCGGGUCUCUGAUGAACAGCCCAAGCGUGCCCGACUCAACAGUGGGCUUUGGGGUCAUUCCCGAUGGGAUUGUGGAUGUGGCUGACAAGGCGGACAUCACCACCUAUCCACCCGUGGGUGAGAUCCUGGCCAAGGUGAGCGAGGUGAGCGACGUGCUGAAGACUAAGACAGAUUUGCUCAAUGAGGUGCAUGGCCUGGUCCUGGACCAUGACGGGCAGAUCAAACACCUGCUGGAGUCAGCUAGGCCAUCACCCCUCACCUCCAUCGACAUGUUGGAGGAGUAUGUGGACACCCGGCUGAGCAACCUGCGAGCAGAGAUGCUGGAUGGCUUUGAGAAGAAGCUGGUGAAAAUCCAGAGCACAUGCGACUUCAGGAUCAAGGAGGUGCAGCAGCAGUGUGAAGAGGAGAAAGCUGCCAACUUGCGGCUACAGCAGACCCUGGACGGCAAGGAACUGGAGAUCAAGAAGGAGAUCUCCCAGCUAGAGACCCAGAUCCAAGGGUUGACCGUGGUGGAGAGCUGCUGCGGCAACCUGAACUACCUCACCGAGCGCAUGGACAUCCUGGAGAAGGGCCUGCACAGCAUCUCUGAGUCCCAGAAGAACCUACACUCACAGCUCAAUGGUGAGUUCUCCACCAUCACCCUGGGGAGCCUUGUUGAAGGGCGCUUCGAGGACCUGGAGGCGAGGCUCAAUGCUACAGAGAGAGAGACUGGCAGCUGCUGCUCCAGCUUGGAGGACAGCAUGAUGGGCCUGGUGGGGUCAGAAUUGGAUGGUGUGAGGACCUCGUUUGAGGACAAAAUGAGGACCUUGGAGGACAGGUUCAUGACCAUUGUGGGGGAGCUGAGCAAUGUCAGUGCCCCAGCGGGUCUGGAUGGAGCCAUGAUGCCCUUGCUGGAGGGAGAGCUUGCCAACAUGAGGAAGCAGACAGACGAAAGACUGGAGGUGCUGCAGAGCCGGCUCACCACCCUGGAGAGCACCUGCUUACUAGGCUGUGCCUCUGCUUCCAAAGAUGUGGAGACCUUCCGGACUGAAAUUGAGGACUGCCAGAGCAAGAACCAGGAUCUGCUGCUCAGAAUGGAUAGUAACAACGACCUCCUGCGCAAGUUGAAUGCCACCAUCCUGGAGAUCCAGAGGCGGAUUGAGGAGGAGGCAGCCGGCUCCCUGCAAGGCGAGAUCACCCUGCUCAAGAUCAACCUGAAUACCGUGAGCAAAUCCCUGACAGGGCUUAAGGACUCUGUCUCCCAGUACUCCAACACCGUGCUGCACGUCAACUCUUCACUGGACGAACACGAGCGCAAGAUAGAGGACGAGGUGCACUCCAUUCAGGAGAAGGUCAGCGACCAAGGCUCGCAGCUCAUCUUCAGCAACAAGCGCGUCCUGAACCUGAAAGGCGAUCUGGAGAGACUCAAAGCCAGGAUCGUGAAUGACCUAAGCAACUGCAAGAACGCCGCACACGUCCUGCAGAAGGAAGUGGCCCAGUUCGACAGCCGUGUGGCCCAGGUGGAAAACAUGUGCGGCGGGCUUGGUGCCAUGACGGGGAGCCUGGACAUCAUCCGUGAUGAGCUGGAGAAGCACACAGGCAGCCUGUGGGGCUACAUGGACCAUAUGAACGGGACUUUGGCCGCCCACUCUCAGGAAAUAACUGUACUGAAGGACAACUUGCUGGAUUGCCAGGCCAAAGUGACAGAGCUGGCCGAACAGGUCACCCACUUGGAAGGCGCUUCAGAGGGGAAGCAGCAUUAGCUAUACCGAAACCCACCUCUCUUUAUCCUUGAAGAACAGAAUUAACUUAUAUCACACAGACGCUACUGUGACAAUGGGUUGGUUUUUUUUUUAAAUAUAAAUGGAAAGCUGCUAUAAUCCCUUCUCCCAUUUCUUUAAUUUUUUUUUUCUUGCCUGAGAAAAGUGAAACCCUACAGCCCAAGUCAUCCCUUUGCCAUACUGAACUGGACUGGACUUGAUAUCCCUUCUUGUCACUUAGCAGCUGUCCUAACAACAUAGGAGAUCCUGGUCAUAGCUGGGUGGUUGUUAUGUAGCUGUGACCCAGGAAUGACAGUUCAGGACCAAGCUCAAGGCAGAAUCAUUUUGGAGGAUUGAUUGCUUUGGAAAGAAUAAAACUCUGUAUUUGUAAGGCAGGAUGGACAAACUCUGUUCCUAAAGGAUCACAUGCAUCUUACCCACUGGGGCAAAGAGAUAGUCAGGGACCCACCUUUGCAACACCCACCUGGGGAUAUUUGGAUUUUAACAGGGAAAGCCUUCUAGCAUGUACCCUGGGGAAUUUUAUUCCCCUUUUUGACACAAUGGCUUCCAUUCUAUUCAUCUGAGUCCAGGUUUCUGUCUCUCAACCAAUGCCUAAGCCAAUUUAAAAUUAGAUGCAUUCCCCAUCCACCCACCCCUUUUGACAGGCAUCAUAGGGGGAUAUGCAUGAAGACAACAUAGGUCUAUAAACAACCCUCUUCCUCCCCUGCUACUCCUGAGUGUAGCACCUUUGCUCAGCUUCCUCCAUCUUGCCAGUUGUGCUAUGGAGCACACAGUGUGCCCUGUUAGAGAUUCAACUAUUUUAAGCGUGGCAUUUUGGGGGAGUCCAUUUUAGGACUGUACUGGGCCUGAAUUUAAUAAGAACAAGGGGUGCUGGGGGUCCUGUGUGUUUGCAGGCCAAGGACUGCAAAUUGGACACAGCUCUUUGCUUGUUGCCUAAGUCACAUUGGAACCCAGGUCUCCAAAGAUGAAAAGCCAGGGCAUUAAGCCAUGUUGCCCCCCCAGCCCUGCGGAGUAAUUUAAGCAAUAAUGGGGAUAUGUGCAGGUGCUCUUAUCCCAUAAAUGGCUUUACUUCCCACGAUACUCCAGGUAUAGAUUUGGAGAAAUAGGAUUUAUCUGUUCCCAGGCUGCACAGGGCAACGUGUGUUCAUGUUCACUAUCCCAUCGUCACAGACAGGAGUGGGCAACUGGGAUCACAUUCACUUCACAUACCCCAGGGCCCCAAAAGCCUUCUUGGCUAUGCGACUUCCCUAGAGAAGGACUUCCUUUGUCAAGUGCAGGCAGGAGGCGAAGGUAAGGGCAAGUCUCUCACAGUGCCUUUGAAAGCAGAACCCUUCCUCGAGGGCGGGGGGAUGUUAAUCAAGGGAAGCUCAACUCAGCAGCAUCAUUUGGGAGAUCUCCACAUUUCACCCAGUUUUCCAGCUGGGCUGGAUGAGGCACAAAGGAGCCCAGUGAGGCGUCAGAUCCUUGAGUAGUUCUGGUGAGCUAGGAAUGGGGAUUCACCCCACAGUGGAACCAGGAGGUGCCGGGGGCCCUCUGCUCCCACGUCUGGGCCAUUUCACCUUAGUACUAUGGCACAUUUGUGACAUCCAAGGACUUGAUUCUGGUACUCAGACUGGCAGGAGAGUUCCUCUGCUACAAGCUAUAGCCCAGGAAACAAGGGAAAGGUUAAACUGCGGUUUCACAUAGAGCACACGGACUGACGAACUAGCAGGAACCCCCUCUGCACACUCAUUUUUGGGCAUUCUCAUCCCUUGUCUCCUCCUAUUACCACAUUUCUUCCCUGUAGUGUAACCCAUUGCACCUGAGAGUCAGGCAGAGGCUGAAACUGGGCUCUGAAGAAACCGCCCCCUUUGCUCCAUUUCCUCAUUAAGCACAUAGUAGCAGCUUGCCACACAGAACAGCUGGAAACAGCCUUUCCCAUGUGAUACAGCUUUAACGUGAGCCCCGGCCUGGGAGUGAAGAGCAUUCCCCCUUUUACUGAAUAGCUGGGGAUGCAGAACUCAGAGAGGAACGUAGUGAGAGGAGCACUGACCGAGAGUGCCCCCUGAGACCAUACAUGUUCUUCAGCACAAAUCCAUGACUACUCCACCCUUUACCAGCUGUGCUUUCAGUGCUGCAUGGAAUCAGGCACUUCUCCAUGCCUGUACUCAGCAAGGACAGUGGACUAACAAAGGUGAGAGAUGUCUCUCCACUGGGUGGGAAAGAGGCCCGAGAGCAAAGCUGGACCAUCUCCUGGCCACCACAGAAAAAUCCCUUCUCAGCCCAUGACUACCUUUAGCUCUCUCAACCCAGAGAAGUAACUUACAGAUUGUGCUCUCUGUACUGCUCCAUGCUUCCAGAUAGCCCUGUAGCAGUAGUUCUCAACCAGGGGUCUGGGGCCCCCUGGGGGGCCACAAGCAGGUUUCAGGGGGUCUGCCAAGCAAGGCCAGCAUUAGACUUGCUGGGGCCCCAGUCAGAAAGCCAAAGCCCCACCCCGAAGCUGAACCCUGGGGCCCUGCACCCCACCAACUGGGGCUGAAGCCAAAGCCUGAGCACCUUUGCUUCGAGGGAGCCCCAGUGGUAUGGAGCCCCAGGUGACCAAUUAAGAGGAAGAUAAGCUUGAUAGUAGGAGAUUUGUUUUAUCUAUAGCCAGUGUGAUAGUCUGCAUUUUCAAAUAGCAAGUGGAUGAGGGGAGCAGCUCCCUGGAGGUCAGAGGGAAAAUAGGCUCUUAAAGCUAACACAAUGUGGGAGGGGGAUAGUUUCAGAUAGGGCAGGGGGAGAAGCAGUGGGGAGGCAUGUUGAUCUCUCAGAAAUGGUGCUAUAUUUGAACUCCUUUCCGGCCAGUCACUUGAAGACGCUGACAGUUUGUAGGUCUGUUCUUGGACCACCGAGUUUAAAAGCUAAGUAACAUGAUGUUUAAAUGGGCAUUUGGUGCUUUCGAAGGAGGAAUCGGAUUGUACCUGCAUCUUCACUACCUGUUGGAGGUGGGGGGGUUCUGGGGCAGUUGUGAAAUCCCAUUAAAGUCCAUUUUGAGUUGUUUUUAAAAACUUUGUACAUUUGUUCAGCUGUUAAAGCUGAAAGACGGUUUGUAAUAAGAACAAAAAAUAAAACUUCUUGCUGA